AUCCGCCGGCAGCUACCGAUCAACAGUUCCAGUGACAGCGGUGACAAAGAUGUGGGGUGGCAAAGGCAUGUGGGGUGGCAAGGGCUGCGGAGGAUGCGGCAAGGGCUAUGACAGCGGCAGCGGCUAUGACAGCAGUUCUUGGGGCGGCAAAGGCACCACAGGAUUCGGCGGUGGCAAAGGCUACGACGAAGGGAGCUGGGGCGGCAAAGGUGGGGGCAAAGGCUAUGGCAAAGACAUGUGGAGCAUGAUGGGCCCCAUGAUGAUGCAGAUGAUGAUGGGAGGCCCCUACGGCAAAGGUGCCGGAAAGGCUGGUCUCAUCACCUUUGCCAAUGACAAGAAGGUGUACAUCGGCGGCUUGCCAUUGACCACUGCUCCAGAUGUAGAGCUGAACAAGCGCCUCAAGGAGCACAUGAACAAAGCCGGCGCCUGUCUCUACGCGGAGGUGGGUCGAGGACAGAAAGGUGGCGCUGCCUUCAGGACGCGAGAAGAAGUUCAAAACGCCUGCGCAUUGCUGAAUGGCAGUGAGUUCGAGGGAUGUACGCUGGUGGUUGAGGCCUGGGGCAAACCUCCCCAGGCUUGAGGCGUUUGAGUUGCGUGGAUAGGCGUUGAGGCGUGGGGAGAGGUGUUUUUCAGCAUUGGAUCUUAAGGAAAAAAUGGCUAUGUCCUG
Cladocopium goreaui is the source of this 667-nucleotide messenger RNA. The record is from the annotation of a GenBank genome assembly. NCBI's taxonomy places the organism in Eukaryota, Dinophyceae, Suessiales, Symbiodiniaceae.